This is a messenger RNA of Penaeus vannamei (Pacific white shrimp), 2385 nucleotides long. Lineage: Eukaryota; Metazoa; Arthropoda; Malacostraca; Decapoda; Penaeidae. The record is from RefSeq and is a predicted model, not a curated record.
AAGGUUGAGGAGCGCGUGGGCAAGCCCCCAGUCGGACGGCCCAGGAGCGGCACCGUCGGAGCCGCCGGCCUCCUGCAGGGGCGUCGCGUCGGAGGAUACCACUCGGAGGGCUACUUCUCCUCCGACCAGGACGACGAGGGACCCAGGAGGACAGAGCUCAAAUCCCCUCGGUCACCUCGCACACCAGAGUUGCAAUCACCACAACCGCCACAACGUGUUGUCAGGUCAACGUCCCAAGACUCGGCCAAAGGAGCAAGUCUCAGGAUGCGUACCCCAAGCCCCGAUAACUCUAGUAGGGCCUCCCACGCCAUGACCCUCAACGAGUCUGCCUCCUACUUGAUUGAGAAGAUGAUGAGCUGCACCCCAGAGACACAGAGGAAACAAGUUGGCAAAACAGAAGGGCGGUCGUGCUGCAAGACAGACAAGAAACCCACUGUUGCUGAAUUUACAGGUCGUUCAAAGAGUGAAAAGGGUUGCAAGAAUUCCAAAAUGACACCAGAAGCCAGAAAGCAGAGCAACAGUGCCAAUAGCUUAAGUAGUUGUCAAACAUUUGAAGUAAAAGAAGAAACAGAGGUUAAAGAAGAAAAGGAUGAUGUAAGUGAGGCAGGGACUUACACUAUUGAAAAGGACUCGCCAUCUCCGGAAGUAGAACAGGCAAGAAAUGACAUUGACCGAGUCUUUGGGGUGUCAGGCCCAGAGAGUGAAGUGGAUGCCACUCCAGCUACACCUCGAGGAAACAUGGUCUCAGAGGAAUCCUGGACCACUAGCUCGGAUGCUGAGAAAUUUAAGAGUCCAAGCAGCAUCAGCCGAAGCAGUCCCAACUGGAUCCAGCAGUGGGCAGCACAGGUUGCAGAACACACGAAAUCUCCUGACAGCUCUGCCAAGAACUCCUUAGGAUCUCCUCGUGGCCACAAACCCCCCUUGGCUUCUCUCUCGUCCUCUCAGGAAAGUAGCGACUCGCGGCCUAGAAGGAAACUUCCCACACUGCCUACGCACCACACACCCUUCUCUGUGACCUCUCCAAGGGCGUCCGACAUGUCAGAUCACGAGAGUCCCACCAAAGGCCGGCUGCAGCACGACCUUUAUGAAUCUUCAACUCUACCUGCAAGUGACUACAGCCGGGACACAGAGUCUUUCCUACGAGACACUCAGCAACUUGUAACCUCUCUGCAGGCUCGAGUGGAAAGGAAGAAGGGCAGCUCUGCAGCUCUGAGAGGUUCCUCCUUUGAAUCCCAUGACUCAGGAGGUGACUCAGACCUGGACACCAGUACAUCCUACCCCAUCAAUGAUGAUGAUGAUAGACUCAUGAAAACCAUUGACUCUCAGCUCAAGACAAAGCUUAAGCUGGCAGGCAUUGACGGCAUGUCGAAAACUCCUCCACUUGGCACUAGUCCCAGAAAGGCUGACCCACUGGGGCUUGAAGCAAGACUGAAGCUCACCAGUCACUUCAAGAGAGAAAGAUCCAUUGUAUCAGACAGCGGGUAUGAUGUUUAUGCUGAUAGACGGGAAGAAAACAGCUUGCAGUCUGAUAGCAGUAGUGAAGCUAGUGAGCCAGUUAAAGAUAGUCGCAAGACCAAUGAUAAUAAUCCACCCCUCAAGUUUAAUAGAGCUUUUAGCUUAAGAAGAGCUCGCCUUGCAUGUGAUGAUUCUUCACAACAACACCACACACCUUUGCCAGUGGAAAAGAAAAAGCCUGUUAGACCUACCAGUGCAGGCAACCCAGGGGGCAGCCGCAGAAUUCCCUUAAGUACAAGUAAAAGUCUCCAGGGGUCUGAUAUCAAUACUAGAGGUAGUGCAUCUCAGGCCAGCACACCAAAGAACAACUCAGCUGACUUUAACAGAGGAGACGGAGGCAGAUUUAGUUUACGGCUUCCACGAUCUGGCUCAACAUCUGCUGUAUCAAAAUCACCAUCUCGGUCGUCAGUCAAGAAGGACAUGACAAGCAACAUCCGCAAAGGUGCUCCCCGAUCCAAUUCCACCUUGUCUGCCAAAGAGCAGGACUUCCAGAACUGGAAACGAAGGAAGAAUUAUGAUCCUAUGAAGGCGGCUGCGGAAGGGAGGAAAAAGGUGGGGGAGAAGAAGAAUGAUAAGCAGGCCCAAAGUAAUGCUAUGAGCGCAUCAGAUAGAAGAUCGCCAAGACUUCAUUAGAUGAGUCAGGAAGUGAGGGCAAGCGUUCCCCCAUGGGAAGCACACGAGGAACUGUAUCAGGGAGAUCAAAAGCGAAAAUGGAAGCAUUAGAUAACUUGGUCAUAUCCACAAUUCAUUCCCUGUCUGUCAAAGUUCGCACCACUUCUGAAACUCUACUACAGAAACUCAAGUCACAGUAUGAUGAGGAAGGAGAUCGUGCAGCGUUACUGGAAGAAGUUUUAGCACAUCUAAGUGAGA